Messenger RNA from Didymodactylos carnosus, 783 nucleotides. The record is from the annotation of a GenBank genome assembly. Lineage: Eukaryota; Metazoa; Rotifera; Eurotatoria; Philodinida; Philodinidae.
AUGGGCUCAGUUGAAAUUUUAUGUUCAAUGAAGACGUUAGAUUUUGAUCAUCGUACACGGGUUGCAAGAGAGUCUAUUCGUCUUGUAUGUUCAUCUAUCGGAAUACAAUUGAAAGAGAGACGAAAAUCUGAACCAUUUAUACUGUCCGUGAUCGCAGCGAAACCGAAUAUUAUACAUAGUAGAACCCCUGUUUUACUCACUAUCGAUAUGGAGGCAUUAAUUUUAAAACGAAUAGUAGAUUCGCAAAUACUUUGCUCGCAUAAAAUGGAAGGAAUAUCAUUUGCUAGCGCUGGGGAACAUGAAACAAAAGAUUACAUUGCUUAUGUAGCAAAAGAUAAUACAAAUAAACGUGCUUGUCAUGUAUUAUUAUGCGAUGAAAAUCAAUCAUUGGAUGUUAUAACAACUAUUGGUCAAGCAUUUGAGUUACGCUAUCGCGACUAUAUGCAAAGUCAAACGGGCAAUGGGGGAUCAUCAAGAUCGUUAGAAAGAAAUUUAGGCGAAAAUUUACAUGAUAGACCGAUACAGGCUGAAAUGUUGUUAUAUCAUAAUGGUGAUUUUUUGGUACGUGAAAGUGCAAAAAUACCGCGUCAAUUUAUAUUAUCGGGACGAUAUAAAGAUACAUUUAAACAUUUGUUACUCGUUGACCCACAAGGAGUUAUACGUACAAAAGAUUUGGAAUUCGAUAGCAUCAAUCAUUUGGUAUCAUAUCAUAAAGAAGGCAAUAUACCAAUAGUUAGUGCUGAUAGUGAACUAUUAUUGUUAAAUCCGAUACAUCGAAAAUAA